AAAAAAAAAAAAAAAAAACACACACACACAGAGAAAACACUGAGUAUAUUAAUUAAAUUCAUUUUAUAUGUGAAAACCAGUCUUUCAAGUUUCAACGUGGGCGGCUGUAGUUCUAAACUCGUAAGUCGGAAUAUCAUCAAAGAAGCUGUAGUAGGUGAACAAAGUCAGCGUCUCUGGUUCUGGCUAUGGCGCUGCAAAAUUCAACCAUUCUAUCCAAAUCGACAACAAUGGCGUCGAUGGAUAAUCGAUUAAUUUCAAAAUCGAUUCAUUCAGCGCCAUGCCGCUUUUCUCUACCGAUCAAGUUAGGUUACAGGCAGGAUCAGCUAGUCGUUAGAGCUCUGGAUCCCAAGAACAGCAGCGGCGGAGACGUUAAGAAUGCAGUGCCGAACACCAAUUAUGUGGUGCCGCUUGAUAAAGCUGCUUCCUCUUGCAUCACUCGUCCACUUGCUGAAAUUCUGCGAGAUCUUAACAAGAGGAUUCCUGAUAAUAAUCUUAAACGCGAUUCCAAAGUUAUUCCCUGGUACCAUGCUAACAGGAUGUUGAGUUUUUAUGCUCCAGGUUGGUGUGGAGAAGUGCGUGAUGUUAUCUUCGCUGAUGAUGGAAGUGUUACAGUUGUCUACCGUGUCACUAUACGAGGAUCUGAUGGAGAGGCAUAUCGUGAAGCUACAGGAACAAUCUUGUCUAAUGAUCUCAAUUCUGCUGAUCCCGUUGCUGCAGCGGAGGAAAAAGCUUUUGUCAAGGCUUGUGCUCGUUUUGGGCUUGGCUUGUAUUUAUAUCACGAGUAAUCAAUCUAUUCUACGUCUGUUAUGGUUUUUGAUGUACAUACAAUCAUGUACGAAGACAUGACAAAUCACACGUGUUGACGUUGGGAAAACGAACAUCAGGUGAAAGCUUGAUGCCAUUGAGCUGUAUCUCCCUGCUGAAAGUCAAUCCGAACAAUGACUUCACGUUGAAUGCUAUAUGUUGUUGCUGGUGUAAGAUGGUAAUCCUGUUUCGAGGAUUUCUUUAGUCGUUUCAGCUAAGAGGUUAUGUUGUCGAUUUGAUGUAUUCAUUAGUUUUAUUGUAUGAACUUGCCCUUUUACAAAAUGUCCUUUUCUACAGGAAAUGUGCAACUUAUUUGGAGAUUUGUGUAACAUCCCCCUUUUGUCUGAUAACAUGUAGUUGGGUUUAUCUUA
Molecule: messenger RNA, 1175 nt
Organism: Amaranthus tricolor (Joseph's coat)
Lineage: Eukaryota; Viridiplantae; Streptophyta; Magnoliopsida; Caryophyllales; Amaranthaceae
Product: DNA repair RAD52-like protein 2, chloroplastic
Exons: 4
Coding region: 186-785 (199 amino acids)
Biological process (GO): double-strand break repair via homologous recombination
Molecular function (GO): DNA binding
Source: RefSeq, a predicted model, not a curated record